UCCCUCCCAUCUAUCUACCUACCUACCCACCCACCCACCGGUCUUCCCCGCGUGGGUUGCUUUCCUCCUCGCCCUUCUUGACUCCUCUGGUCUUUCGCCUUCGUGCCCCACCAGAGCAGAGGGAGCAGCCUCCGUGGGCUUCCAGGCUGCUGCCCUUGCGUGGGCUGGGCAAAGAUGCUGCAAAUAAAAACCUUUGGGCCUUGGUUGGAAAGCCAGUGGAAACUGGUAGAAAGUUGUUUAUUGCAAAACCAGGUUAAAAACUGGCGCAGGGAUCUUAGUACAACGUGCACAAGGUUUUCGAAGAAUCGGCGGCUGGGACAUAAAAGAAGCCUUUCGGAAAAGAAGCUGACCCGAUACUUCGUAGAUCAUCGAAAAGUGUGUGUGAUAGCAGGAAAAGGAGGGGACGGUAUUAGCUGUUUUCACAGUGAGCCGCGGAAAGUGUUUGGCGGUCCUGAUGGUGGAGAUGGAGGAGACGGGGGACACAUUAUAUUGAAAGUGGAUCAGCAAGUCAAAUCCUUGGCUUCUGUUCUCCCAAUUUAUCGAGGUAUCAAUGGAGGAAAAGGGGGAAGCAAAAACUGUUAUGGUGCUGCUGGUGAAUGCACUUACAUCAAGGUUCCCACUGGUACAGUGGUUAAGGAGGAUUGCAGAAUUGUGGCUGAUCUCAAUCAGCACGGUGAGGAAUAUGUCGCAGCCUAUGGUGGACUUGGAGGGAAGGGCAACCGUUUCUUCCUGUCCAAUGAAAAUCGAGCACCCAUAACUGCUACUCUAGGAGAACCAGGUCAAGAAAGAGUUCUCCAUUUGGAGCUCAAGACUAUGGCCCAUGCAGGGAUGGUAGGAUUCCCUAAUGCUGGGAAAUCUUCACUAUUGCGAGCGAUCUCCAAUGCAAAACCAGCAGUAGCUGCUUACCCUUUCACAACCUUAAAUCCACAUGUAGGCAUCAUCCACUACGAAAAUUAUGAACAAGUUGCAGUUGCUGAUAUUCCGGGAAUAAUAAAAGGAGCCCAUGAAAACAGGGGGCUUGGGCUGGCCUUCCUGAGGCACAUUGAACGCUGCCGCUUUCUUCUCUAUGUGUUGGAUCUCUCUGCAUCUGAGCCAUGGACCCAGCUGCAACACUUAAAAUACGAACUGGAGCAGUAUGAGGAAGGCUUAUCAAAGAGACCUCAUGCUAUCAUCGCGAAUAAGUUUGAUCUUCCACAGUCUAAGAGCAAUUUGCCUCUCCUUAAGGAGCGAGUGAAACACAGAGUCAUCCCAUUGUCUGCUCUGACAGGAGAAAAUCUGGAGGAAUUACUGUUGCAUCUGAAAGAACUGUACGAUGAUUAUGUAAAAACCGAAGAAGCAAUGAGGCAGAAGCCUAUAAAGUGGUAGCUUUAAAGUAGUAACUGGCAAUAUAGCUCUUAACACAGCCACAUUUAGGCAGAAGGAUGUGAGGAGGCAGGAGAAAUCUGCAUUGUUCUCAGAACUCAUGUCUCUCUUGAGCUGCUGAGCUUUCUCUCCCACCCCUCCAACUUAAGGAAACACACUUCAAUAAAAUGUUUUGUUCUAA
Hemicordylus capensis (graceful crag lizard) is the source of this 1543-nucleotide messenger RNA. RefSeq names its product mitochondrial ribosome associated GTPase 2 (gene MTG2). The record is from RefSeq and is a predicted model, not a curated record. Gene Ontology annotation, cellular component: mitochondrion. The transcript is spliced from 7 exons. Lineage: Eukaryota; Metazoa; Chordata; Lepidosauria; Squamata; Cordylidae. The coding region runs from base 175 to 1365 and encodes 396 amino acids. Gene Ontology annotation, molecular function: magnesium ion binding; GTPase activity; GTP binding.